CUCCCCUCUCGCUCUCUCUCUCUCACGCACUCGCUGGCUUGCUUUCCCUCUAUUCGCUUCUGGAUUUCCUGGUUGUUUGAUGCCGGUGCUCUCUCGCCCUUGGACUUCCCAUGGCCGCGAUCAAAGCCUUGCAGCAGUGGUGUAAGAGGCAGUGCGAGGGCUACAGCAAUGUGGAGAUCACCAACAUGACCACGUCGUGGCGGGACGGGCUGGCCUUUUGUGCCAUCCUGCACCACUUCAGACCGGACCUCAUAGAUUUCAAUUCGCUUAAGAAGGACGAUGUUUAUGAGAACAAUAAAUUGGCCUUCCGCGUGGCCGAGGAGGAGCUGGGCAUCCCCGCGCUGCUGGACGCCGAGGACAUGGUGGCGCUGAGAGUGCCGGACAGGCUGAGCAUCCUGACCUACCUCUCGCAGUACUACAACUUCUUCACCGGCCGCUCGCCCAUUGGUGGUUUGGCUCACAUUAAGAGAUCUGCCACUGAUUCGAGUGAGGAACCAGCGCAGAAGAGGCUGACUCCCGAGACCAAGCCCAAACACCCUAAGAGUACACGGCCACCCAAAAAUGAGCCGACCCUCCACGCUGCUCCAACCAGCCGGGUGGCAUUGGCGAGCAAAGUCCCAGCUCGUGAUGCAGAAGACUCAUCCACCAAAUCGGGGACCCUGUCCAGCAGCUGCGCCAUCUGCAAAAAGACUGUCCUGUUGGUUCAACGAUACUUCGUCGAUGGGAAACUUUACCACAGAAACUGCUUCAGAUGUAAGCAGUGUUCCAACACGCUCAUGGCUGGAGCCUACAAGAGCGGGUCCACACCUGGCACUUUCAUCUGCAUCAACCAUUCAGCCAGCAGCCAUGAGCGGGGCAGCCACAAUGGUGCUAGACCCUCCCAGCCACUGGGCAGCAAAGCCAAUGAGCCGGCCCCAUCUCCGUACAGACCUGCCUUCAGCCACGUGUCAAGCCCAGCCUCAGCGCUCUCCAACUCCAAACCGCCUGAGCGCCCCCCUGCAGCCGCGGGAACAAGGACCGCAUCGGCUGAGGGUACCCAGGCAGCGAAACAACGCUUCAUGAGCUCGGUGAUGCCAGAGAAGGGAUCUCCAGCCAGCCCUCGCCAGUCUCAGGAUCCCGUGCGGGGGUGGCGCAGUCCAGCUGAAACCACGGCCAUUCAACCUCGCUCAACUGGAGGCCAGGAACACACUGGUGUAGUGGUGAAAAAGCCCACUCCAACCACCGUGCCAGGCCCUGAUGCAAACAAAGACAAAGCCCGUGCCAUCCUCCAGAAGAAUCUGCCGUACGACAGCAACAACGAUCGCAACCAAAGUUCUACCUCAUCCUCAUCGGUCGGCACGGACAAGUCUCCAGACAAGCAGCCCACCAGCUACCGGGCGGCCAAGUCCAUAACGCUGAAUGUGAGCAGCCCGGGAAAUGGCCAUGAGGCAGCCAGGCCCUCAUUUGGCAGCAGGGGUAAGGAUUCAGGGCAAGGGCAGCAGGCCAAGGACUCCAAAUGGAGGCCGAUCUCCAGCUUUGAGCUCACACCGAGCCCCGCGGCCAGCAGAGGAGGUGGCAGUUCUGAGGCUGUGAACUCGCCCUCAACAACCCAAACGCGGUGGACUUCAUUGAACCGAUCCUCCAGCAUGAACGAAGCAGCAGCAACACCAACCACGAAGGCAGGCAGCAAAGGCAACAUCUACAGUCCGCAGAUCAUUACCAGGGCUCAGGAAGAGGAAACGCCAUCCGACUGGAGGUCAAAGCUCAGGCCUGUCAAGAAGCAACUCAGCCUUGGACCCUCAGAUGUUAAGCAAGUUCACAGUUCAUCUGUAAACUGGGACAUAAAGAAGCCAGCAGAAUCCGGCAAUGCGUUGAGUACUCCCAGCUCACUCAAGACCACAACCAGCAAUAUUUGGACUUCAGAUGCAACUCUGGGGAACACCAGCGCAGGUGGUGGGAAGACCGUUGAGGUGACUUUCUCUCUCCAAGUCCCAGAUAACGUCUCAAUCUCCACAUCCCCUGCCUCUCCCAGCAAGGGAUCAGGUCCAAAGGUUGGGUCUUCCCAGUCAACACAGGAGAAGAAAGUACUCAAACCAGGACCACAGCUGUUGGCUGGAGUAAAGGAUCCCUUCUGGUCUCCCAAUGCCUCUGACAAAGACAGCAGCAAAGUGAAGCCCUCUGAGAAGGAGGGAAGUGGCGCUCAAACUCCAGGGAUCGGACAUCGUUCAGCCUUGGAUCGGGUAACAGAGGAGCCUGUCGGCAAGCAGAGCUGGGUCCAAGGCAAAUCAAGCAUAGCGACAGCAAGAGCGGAUUUUUUUAAGAAUAGUUAUACGGAUGAGAAUGACAAGGAGAGCAACGACCCGGUCAAAUCCACAGCACCUUCACAAGAGGCUUCAUCCAAACACCGCAUAUCCGAGGUGGAGAUUCAAAGGGAAUUACAGAGUCUUGGGAAAGAGCUGGAUGCACUGGAACAGAAGGGGGUGGAGUUGGAGCCUCAGUUGCGGGACUGCGAAGGAGAUGAAAGAGAAGAUGAGUUGAUGGUGGAGUGGUUCAAGCUGAUCCAUGAGAAGCAACUGCUGUUUAGGAGGGAGUCUGAGCUCGUUUACAUAUCAAAGCAACAGAUUUUGGAGGAUCGCCAGUGUCUGAUCGACCAGGAACUACGAGUGUUGAUGGCAAAAACAGAGGACAAGAAAACAGAAGAAGAAAAGGCCCAUGAGGAGGAGCUGAUGGAAGAGCUGCUGAAAACGGUGGAGGACAGGAAUAACAUAAUCGACAGACUGGAUGAGGAUCGAGUGAGAGAAAUGGAAGAGGAUCAGAUGAUGGAAGCUAUGAUUAACAAGAUGGACAUCACCAAGGACACGGACUCUGACCUGAAGAAGAAAAAGCAAUUCAGCCCCUUCAAGCUCGUGAAGUGGCUCGGUGGCAAGUCAAAGUGAACGGAGCAGUGCGCUGACACAAAGAUGUCUUCAUAAAACUGCCGUGUACCCGCUUCUCACUCUCAGUGCCCACAUCCUGUUUAUCAGAUCAGAGAAUCAUACAGUAGGGAAAGCAGAACCUUUGGUCCACCAUGUAUGUACACUCUGUCCACGAGCUUCAGUCACUCAUUUACACUAAUCCCAUUUUAUUCUUCCCUCAACUCCAAUCCCCUCCCACCCAGAUUCUACCACUCAUCUGCUACUUAAUCUACCAACAUUCACUUCUUUGAGAUGUAUGAGGAAUAGAAGCACCUGGAAGAAACACACAUGGUCACAGAGACAUUGUGCAAAUUCAACACAUACAGCUCCAUAGCUCAGGAUUGAACCCAAGUCACUGGAGCUGUAAGAGGCUGCGACUGUACUGGCUAUGUCACUGGGUCAUAUGACAGUCACUGAGCAUUUGUAAUUGACAAAAAUCUAUGUUGCAGUGUUCAAAACAUUGUCCUCUGAGGCCCAACCAACAUUGGGGCAUUGAAAGACAUUCAAGUAGAUAAGAAGCAGUCGGGAGAUGUUGUCUUGGAUCCUCUCUGCUGAUCGGUCCAUUGGGUUAGUCAUAAAUGCCCAAAAGCGUUGGUAUUGUAAGAUGGGAGGGUUCUGAUGCUCUAAAUAAAUGAGCAGUCCCUCUUUCCUCCCAUUGAUUUUCUACUAUGUGUUCCACCACAUCUUCAGACUGUUCUCCAAAUACACCUGAGAUGUACGUUUGCUACUGAGAAUCAGAAACUCCCAGCUACAGGAAACUCUGGCGUGGUUGACAUUUCUCCCUAACCCCUCCUUCUUAAGAUGUGGCCAGCACCUUGCAUCUCGUCAAAGUUGACUUUGAGCUUUGUGGCAUCAGAUCCUUGGUCAGUGGAGCCAUUCAGCAUGGUGGAACUGGACUUGCGGUGUGCUGGGGUUGAAGAGCUUUCUUUCAAACAUCAUUGGAUCCCUUUGGUUCUGUAAUUCCAUUCAAGAGGAGGUCCCAGUAACCAUGCGACCUACUGUGCACUGUGGCAAAGAGCGUGUGAAAGCAAAAGUGUCAGGCACACCUUCGCAAUAGCUCUUCAGAAUUUAAUACCAGUAGUGAUAUGUUUGAUGUUGAGCUUUGCCAGAUUUUUUAUGAGCUACAUUGAGGAUUAUCUUAUCCCUAGGCACCAGCACACGAAACAGGAGAGGACCUUUGAUCCCGUUGAUGUUAAUUUGGUUGGAAUGAGUCAUUGAGUAAAUAGGCUGCUUUGUAUCGCUGGAUUUCUGCAAUUCUCUUUCAGUUCCUUUGUUUUUUAACCUUGGUGUAUAAUAUCCUGUAUUUCCUCUAUUGUACUGCCCAAGAGGUAUUCUGUAUUAAGAAACAUUCGCAUUUGUAUAGAACCUAAGACUACUUCAACAUGUCCUAAUAUGCUUUGCAAUCAGUGAAACAUCUGGUUAUUUUAUUAAAGAGCCCAAAUCUUGGCUGAAGAGAGAAGCUUUCACCAACAAACUACACAAAGUGAGAGAGGAGAGAUCAUUUCACGAAAGAAUCCAAAUGUUUUGGACCCAGAUGGUUGGAAUGAAUGUCUGCCAACGGAGGGAUGGAGGAGAUCAGGGUUCGAGUGAGCAACCUGCAGGAGGAGCACAAACAUUGCACAGUUGCGGGGCUGCAGGUGAUUCCAAAGCCAGGGAUGGGUCGAGCCAAGAGGGAAUUGAAUGUGCUAUUCGUUGGAGAUGGUCUACAACUAAAUGGUGUGCGAGAGGGAAUAUAGUUGUUUGAGCCAAGCUUUAAUUAGAUGGGGGCAAGCUCAUUCCAGGGGACCAUGGCAGUUUAUGGCCACGACGGCACGCGCUCGCUGUUGUGAGCAUUGUGACAAGGGGGAAGAACCUGCUGGGAUUAAAUCCCCUGUGAGGAGAAGGGCUUGGUCGGGGCCAGUUGCUGCCAACCUUAUGAGGGAGUAAUAGGGCCACAUCACUUAAGUGUCAGCAUUGUGACUAUGCAGAUUAAUUACUGAGAAAAGAUUGUGGUUCAUGACUGAGCAUUACGCAAAUAAAUAUAUUUUCAAAAUGA
Messenger RNA from Leucoraja erinaceus (little skate), 4968 nucleotides. It is a transcript of the gene micall2a, whose product is annotated as mical-like 2a. Gene Ontology annotation, molecular function: protein binding. Lineage: Eukaryota; Metazoa; Chordata; Chondrichthyes; Rajiformes; Rajidae. The record is from RefSeq and is a predicted model, not a curated record. The transcript is spliced from 15 exons. The coding region runs from base 111 to 2915 and encodes 934 amino acids.